Messenger RNA from Sarcophilus harrisii (Tasmanian devil), 2819 nucleotides. It is a transcript of the gene STAMBP, whose product is annotated as STAM binding protein. NCBI's taxonomy places the organism in Eukaryota, Metazoa, Chordata, Mammalia, Dasyuromorphia, Dasyuridae. The coding region runs from base 207 to 1481 and encodes 424 amino acids. Gene Ontology annotation, molecular function: protein binding; K63-linked deubiquitinase activity; metal-dependent deubiquitinase activity. The transcript is spliced from 10 exons. Gene Ontology annotation, biological process: protein K63-linked deubiquitination. Gene Ontology annotation, cellular component: endosome; cleavage furrow. The record is from RefSeq and is a predicted model, not a curated record.
CGGCGGCCGCACUCGGAGGCGGGCCCACGAGGCCCCAUCCUCUCGGCCUUGGGGUGGAGCGGAGCCCGGUUCGGCCGGGGUCGCCGCCGGACGUGACGUCACCCACACGUCUCCGCCGCCGUCGGGGGCGGGGCACUGAGGGAACCAGAACGAGGCUGGGGGAGGCCCGGACCGCGGAAGCGGAGAGGCCGAACGUCCUGGGCCUGAUGCCUGACCACGGGGACGUGAGCCUCCCCCCCGACGAGAGGGUCAGAGCCCUCAUCCAGGUGGGCAGCGCGGUGGAGGUCAACGAAGAUGUGCCCCCUCGCCGGUACUUUCGGUCCGGAGUGGAGAUUAUCCGCAUGGCGUCCAUUUACUCGGAGGAGGGCAACAUCGAGCACGCCUUCAUCCUCUACAACAAAUACAUCACGCUUUUCCUCGAGAAGCUCCCGAAGCACAGAGACUACAAGACGGCGGUCAUCCCGGAAAAGAAGGACACUGUGAAGAAACUCAAGGAGAUCGCCUUUCCCAAAGCAGAAGAGUUGAAGGAGGAGCUGCUGAAGAGAUACACCAAAGAAUAUGUGGAAUACAUUGGGAGAAAGAAGAAAGAAACUGAGGAGUUUGCUCGCAACUUGGCCCUCCAGCAGCAGCUGGAGGAGGAACGGCAAAGGGUGGCCCAGCAGAAGCAGCAGCAGGCGGAGCAGGAACAGUUCCAUGCCUUUGAAGAGAUGAUCCGUCGGCAGGAACUGGAAAAGGAGCGGCUGCGGAUAGUGCAGGAGUUUGGGAAGCCGGACCCAGGCCCUGAGGUUCUAGGUGGGCCCCUGGUGCCCGGUGUGGAGAGGCCCCCUACAGAGGUGCUGCCUGCAGCGCCCAUAGCGCCGGGGCUGCCCAGCCCGGGGCCCACGCCAGCCAAGCCCCCUCUGGUGGACAGGUCCUUGAAGCCUGGAGCUCUGAACAGCCCAGAACACACAUCUGCGAUAGAUGGCCUCCGCCACGUGGUGGUGCCCCAGAUGCUCUGCCCACAGUUCCUCCAGUUGGCCGACGCCAACACUGUCCGUGGCGUGGAGACGUGCGGGAUCCUCUGUGGGAAGCUGAUGAAGAAUGAAUUCACCAUCACCCACGUCCUCAUCCCCAAGCAGAGUUCAGGGCCCGAUUACUGCAACACGGAGAAUGAGGAGGAGCUGUUCCUCAUCCAGGACCAGCAGGGCCUCAUCACCCUGGGUUGGAUACAUACUCACCCCACGCAGACGGCUUUCCUGUCCAGCGUGGACCUGCACACGCACUGCUCCUACCAGAUGAUGCUGCCAGAGUCGAUCGCCAUUGUCUGCUCCCCCAAGUUUCAGGAAACAGGAUUCUUUAGGCUGACGGACCACGGACUGGAGGAGAUCUCUUCCUGUCGCCAAAAAGGAUUUCAUCCCCACUGCAAGGAUCCCCCUCUGUUCUGUACCUGCAGCCACGUGACCGUUGUGGACCGGGCGGUCGUCAUGACCGACCUCCGAUGAAAAGUUGGCCUUAACCCCCUUCCAGACACUGUCAAGAUCUCGCCCUUCUCUUUGUCGUCCAGAAAAGCUUGGGGGCUCACGGGGGAGGUCUGCCUUUAGGUAGCAGGAGUUGUCUGGCUCCCCGAGGGAGAGCUGUUCCAGCCUCCGCGGUGUCAGGGAUGAUGGAACGCCCUUUUUUCCAAUAGCAUUAACCCGACUUCUCAGUUGUCUCUAACUUAGCUCCUCCUUUUCCCUUCUUGGCUCACUGCUGGGUUUGCUCCCAGUGAGCAUCUGCAUGGGUAGAAAGUGCCGACCCAUCCAAGGCGUCUCUCGGCGCUCCUUCUGCUUAUGAAGGGGUUAAACACGGGGACACCUUAAAGGUAGAAUUCUGUGUCCCCUGGAGGGCAGUAGCUUCCUUUAAGGAAGGAACGAGCGGAGCCCAGAGAAAUCUGGCCAGGCGGCCGAGGGAAAACGCGGCCCACAAAAUGCUUUGGUGCAACUGGCCAGAGAUUUUGGUUGUUUAACGAGUAGUUCCCUGAAAUAAAGUGGCUGAUUAAACUCACCCGUUACCUUAUGCCCUGGAGUAACCAGCUGGAGCAGCGGUGUGUGCGCUCGGGCUGGGAGCAGCCUGGGGUGGCCCAGCAGUGGGUCCCUGUCCUGUCACCACCCCCUCAUCACCCCCAUCCUGCCUUCACUGUUUUCUCAUGAGCCAGAACGUCUUUUGCCAAAUGGAGAGGUGCCCUUCCCUGGGAUGGGAGGACUUUAUUGUGCCUCGAGGAAACCUUUCUCUGUCCAGAAUGGCGGGCUCCGGCCGUUUGCCGUCCCGUACCAUCUCCACCCCAGCCACCUUCUGUGGACAUAUCGCCUUGGCUUUCUUUCCUUGACCCACAUCGUAUCCCAAGUGAGGGGUAGUUUGGAGCUGCUGUCGACUUUCCGUCCUAUUUCUUAAAAAAAACAAAUGAUCGAGACCUUUUGUUUUUACAUCACAGUGCUUUCUGGGAGCACUGCUCCCCCAACUCUGCUUCCUCCAGAAUAGUCUUCCCUGUUUCAGAGAAAGAACUAAUUACAAACACAAAUACGGUGAACUCUACCGAUGACAGAUGGACAUCCUGCCCUCUGCCGGGAGGAGAGGCCCAGGGCCGGCUGGGUUUGGGUCUGGUUCGUUUUGGGUUGUUGUUUUCACUAUUUGGCUUCUUUUGCCAAUAUUUUCCUUUAUGAUUCUGUUUGUCAUUUAUUAUUAUUUUGGUUCUGCGCCUUUCCUGUGCAUCAGUUUGUCCAAAGCUUCUAAUUUCUCUAAAAUUCUGGUAUUGGGGUUUGGGGGUUUUGUUUUUUCUUAAUAAUAAUAGCUUUUCUUCAAAA